CCUCGGAGGUGAGCGGCCGAGGGGGGCUUCGCGUUCAGUCCGAGCGUGGCCGGAGCAUGAAAGGCAGCUGAGCGGGCGAGCAGCGGAGGAAGAGGAAGAAGUCAAGCCCGGCCGGAGGGCAGCAGCCGCCGCAGGAGCCGCAACGGCGGCCCGAUGUCCCGCAAGGCCAAUGUGGAAUACACGCUGCGGAGCCUGAGCAACCUGAUGGGGGAGAAGCGGCGCCGGCAGCCGCCGCCGCCGCCGCCUCCUCCGCAGCCGCCCUCCAGGCGGGAAGCCUUGGGCGAGCGGAGCCUGAUCGCGGCCGCCGAGUCUUGCUCCAGCCUCAACAGCCAGGCUUCUACGUCGGGAGGCGGCGGCGGCGGAGGCUGCGGGGAUCUGGAGCGGGCAGCCAGGCGUCAGUUCCAGCAGGACGAGCCGGCUCCUUUCGUCUACGUGGCGGCGGCUUUCUCGGCGCUGGGCGGCUUCCUCUUCGGCUACGACACCGGCGUGGUGUCCGGGGCUCUGCUGCUGCUGAAGAAGGAGCUGCGCCUGGACGCCGCCUGGCAGGAGCUGCUGGUCUCCAGCACGGUGGGCGCCGCCGCCUUGGCCGCGCUGCUGGGCGGCGCCUUGAACGGAUACUGGGGGCGCCGCGCCUGCAUCCUCCUGGCCAGCCUGCUCUUCACCGCCGGCGCCGUCCUGCUGGCCGCCGCGCCCGACAAGGAGACGCUGCUGGGGGGCCGCUUGGUGGUCGGGCUGGGCAUAGGCAUCGCUUCGAUGACGGUCCCGGUCUACAUUGCAGAAGUGGCCCCACCUCACCUGAGAGGCCGUUUAGUGACCAUAAAUACACUUUUCAUCACAGGUGGGCAGUUCUUUGCCAGUGUUAUAGACGGCGCCUUCAGCUACCUUCCCAAGGGAGGAUGGAGGUAUAUGCUGGGUUUGUCCGCAGUUCCAGCUGUCAUACAAUUCGUUGGUUUCCUUUUCCUUCCCGAAAGCCCCCGCUGGCUUAUUCAGAAAGGACAGACUCAAAAAGCACGCCGAAUUCUCUCACGGAUGCGGGGAAAUCAAUCAAUAGACGACGAAUACGAGAGCAUCAAGAAUAACAUUGACGAGGAACAAAAGGAGAUUGGAGCAGGUGGACCGGUAAUCUAUCGAAUGCUGACUUAUCCUCCGACCCGAAGGCAGCUGAUUGUGGGCUGUGGUUUACAGAUGUUCCAACAGCUGGCAGGUAUUAACACAGUCAUGUACUACAGUGCCACCAUCAUGCAGAUGUCGGGUGUCCGAGAUGACCGCCUGGCCAUCUGGCUUGCUGCUGUGACCGCCUUCACUAAUUUCAUGUUCACGCUCGUGGGAGUCUGGCUUGUGGAAAAAGUCGGCCGGCGCAAACUCACCCUGGGAAGUUUAGCGGGCACUACUGUGGCCCUGGUAGUUUUAGCUUUGGGUUUUUUGCUCUCGGCUCAAGCUUCACCCCAAGUUACUCUUCACCCCGAAAGCCAGUCGGGCCAAAACUCCACCUGCACAAAAUACAGCAAUUGUAACGGCUGCAUGCUGGAUCCCAGAUGUGGGUUUUGCUACAAACUGAACAAGUCCAGCGUCAUCGAAUCCUCUUGCGCUCCGAUUAACAAGAACUCGACAAUGGAAGCCGCGUGGGGCAGAUGCUCCAAUGAAACCAAACUCAAAAGCGAAGACCUCCUUUGGGCUUACAACUUCUGUCCAACGCCCUAUUCAUGGACCGUGCUGCUGGGACUCAUAUUGUACCUGGUUUUCUUCGCACCAGGAAUGGGGCCCAUGCCUUGGACCGUCAAUUCCGAAAUUUAUCCCCUUUGGGCGAGAAGCACAGGAAAUGCCUGUUCCUCUGGCGUCAACUGGAUUUUCAACGUCUUGGUGUCCCUGACCUUCCUGCACACAGCUGAAUAUCUGACCUAUUAUGGAGCGUUCUUUCUUUAUGCCGGAUUUGCGUUUGUGGGACUCCUUUUCCUCUACGGCUGCCUUCCAGAGACCAAAGGCAAAAAACUGGAGGAAAUUGAAUGCUUGUUUGAGACUUCACUAUGUACAUGUGGCAUUCCCGAAUCAGAGGACGGGAGGUAUAUCGAGUACAUCCGGGUGAAGGGAAGUAAUUACCAUCUCUCUGACAAUGACGCCUCUGAUGUGGAAUAAAUCUCAGCCGCCGAAUCGGUUAGAUUUUUCGAAAGCCUUGGUUUGAGGGAUGCUGAAGGAACUGCGCUGAAUAACCUCACUGUUUCUGGUCUGCUUCUCCUUCCUACUGCCUUGGUGGAAACGCUUCCCUAUUUUUAAACCGUGUCCUUUGCGGGGGGGGGGGGAAUUGAAAUAAAAUCCCACAUCCUCUUAUCCGCUAGCCAAGAGGCGGUCGCCGAGAAGAAUUGGCAAGAAGGAAAGAGCUUGCAGAUUGGAAGUGACUCUGUGAGGUCUCUUAAGGGUUCCUGUUCUGGAUGCUUGUUGUGGUCCUUGCCAACUUAAGGACGAGAGUCGAGGGAUGAGGUGGCAUCUUAGUUGACCAGCUCGAAAAAAUUAAAAUGCUUAAAAAGAACAACGGUCAGAAACCAGGCGAUUCAUAAAAGCAGUUAACCUGGAACCCCGAGACUUGGGAGCAAAUGUAACCCCACAGUAAAACAGAAGGAGGGAAAGAACCAGGGGAAAUUGUAAACUGAUUGUAACAUUGAUUCUCCUCUUACAAAGAUGUUGUGUGCGGUGAGAGAAAGCGGCUUCCUCUGGCUUGCUUGCUUUCCGUGGAUGCUUGAACCUUUAGAAAUCAUUCUUUCCCACCGAUGUUGCUUUGCACAAGAAAAGCUGAGAUCUUUUAGGAUGAGAACUUUUUAAAUGUUUUGUGGUCUGUGGCACUUCAACGCUCUGAGGUCCUAGCAGGCCCAUGGAGAAGAUUUUGCUUCAUCUUGGGGCUCUUCCUGGUCUAAGUUUGUCAGAAAUUCAUUCUUUUGUUUAAAACUCUGCAAAUCUCAAAAGCCAACGUGAGAACGUCUCGUCUCAGAAGUAGAAUUACUUCUACGCAAACAGUUUGGCUUUGAACAAACCAAAUUGAUUUCAGUUUUAGAGUGAAUACAGAA
Thamnophis elegans (Western terrestrial garter snake) is the source of this 3056-nucleotide messenger RNA. It is a transcript of the gene SLC2A13, whose product is annotated as solute carrier family 2 member 13. The record is from RefSeq and is a predicted model, not a curated record. Gene Ontology annotation, biological process: transmembrane transport. Lineage: Eukaryota; Metazoa; Chordata; Lepidosauria; Squamata; Natricidae. Gene Ontology annotation, molecular function: myo-inositol:proton symporter activity. The transcript has 10 exons. The coding region runs from base 154 to 2133 and encodes 659 amino acids. Gene Ontology annotation, cellular component: membrane.